ACACUAGUUCUGACCUAAUCUACAUUGCACGACGCUGAAGCAUGAGCAGCGAAGGGUCUAUUGACAUCCGCGCAAAGGGUAGCGCUCGCGAAGCCACCGUCUCACUGCGCCAGAACGAGCUGAUUCGGAAUCUGCGCGCCCUGGUGGCCGUGCGCUUCGAACACGCUAUUCCUCGGAUCAUACUUGUCUUCGCUGGUCAGGUGCUAAGCGAUGAGGGGACCAUAGACAGCAAGGGCAUCGUCUCUGGAGUCACUGUGCACGUGGUUUGUCGUGCCGAAGGUCCUGGCUGUGCAUUACCGACGUCGAACCCGGUCACUAAGCCCCUGAAGUCUGGCGAACGCCUUAUGAGGUCGUGGAAGUCAGCAAACAUUGCCUACCUUCACGAUGAGCCCGGUGUGCUUCGAAGCCUGUUGCAGUCCGAUCCGCGCAUACGGAGCCUGCUCGAGGAGAACGCGACGAUGCGCCACUAUCUAAACAGCGACCAGAACCUGCGCGAGAUGCUCUCGUUGGCCUUUAGUCCGGCCAAGCAGGAAUUGGGACGCCGCCGCGACCUCCACAUAUCGCGCAUGGAGUUUGUGCCCGGCGGCUAUAAGGUGCUGAGCCGCCUAAACUAUUGUAUGCUCCAGGCCUACGAGGACAACGUGGCCAUGUCCUUUCAGCAAGCAUCACAAGGUGAUAAACAAUGCACGAACCCCCAACGAGGUCGCGAAGUAAAGGACCCGCUUCCAAACCCUUGGCGCCGGUCGUCCAGCACCUCGGACUUAAGGCAAAUGGGCGUUCUGGCCAGACGCAUCCUCGCAGGACGGGUCUCCGUGACCCAAAGUGAAAGUUACACUAAGGGCAUUCCGGAAAGCAACUCGAUGCAGGAUCUAAGCUGUGGAGCAGUAGAAACUGGACCCCAGAUCAAGCGCGGUGACUUUCUUUCGUGGGAACAGGGUCGAUUUCAACACUGCUAUCAGGCCCAGUUGGAUCAGCUGGUUCAGAUGGGUUACAGAAACCGCAAUCGGAACAAACGCGCCCUGCUGAUCUCUCUGGGCAACGUUGACAGCGCUGUCAGACUACUGGACCACUGGGAUCGGUCUAUGGAAGAAUAAGUUCCAUUCGAAAUACUUUUGUUAUGUUUUGUUUUGGCCAAAAGUCGGUGACUAUGCAUCCCAAUUAAAUCUGCAGAAAAAAAUACUUAAGUCCUUAGAAAUACAUUAGAGGCGACAUAAGCCAACAGUGUCUUUUGAUCACAGUAUUAUCCUACUAGGCUAUGAUACUGUUAAUACUAUGCUCAAAAGUUUCGAUACGUGAAUUAUCCGAAUCCUGUUUUCCAGAGACCGAAAAUAAGUUCUUUUUAUACCCGUUACUCGAAGGGUAAAAGGGUGUACUAGAUUCAUCGGAAAAUAUGUAACAGGCAAAAGAAAGCGUUUCCGACCCCUAUAAGUUAUAUAUUAUCUUGAUCAGGAGGUGUUUGUGGGCGUUAGAGUGCUGAAAUAAAGUUGCGCUGCGCAAGAACCUCCAGAAUCUGAAUGCCGAGUCCCAACUUUCUAGCUUUUAUAGUUUUCAUGGAAAGUAAGGAAUCAUCGUAAGUCCCAACCCUCUAGCUCUUAGAGUUUCCAAAAUCACAGCGCUUAAAUGGACAGAUGUACAUACAUACAUGACUAGAUCGACUUUAUAGGAUGGAAAAUGCAUGCUUCCACCUGUUACAUACUUUUCGACAAUUAGUAUGCCCUUUUACUCUACGAGCAACGGGUUUGAAAUGUAAGUCGAUUAAAUUAAUUGUAAGCUUUAAUGUUCAUUAUUGCCAGCCAGGGCGUGUAAAUUCCCGAUUCACCGGCCAAUCAAUUUCGAAAUGGACAGAUGACAUCAUAUUCUGUGGCGCAGAAGAAAAAUCCAUAAUGUGAAGCGACAAGAUGGAGCCGCGAUUCAUGUUUAUGGCCGCACAGUUCAGUUGGCACGGAGCUUUUUUAAUUUAUGUAAACCCAGAGAAAACUAGAGUAAUGUCUCAAUAUGCCCGGCUGCUUUGCAUAAUCCCCAUCAAAAUGUAAGUUCGUGUCGUAUUAGCAUAGAUAAGUCAUUGGUGAACUAGCGUGUAUCUGCUGCUAAAAAAUGUCGAGAAAGAGGCACCAGAAAUGGCUCAAAAGCCACCCCAAAACACUUGGGAAUCGAGUUGACACCUAAAUUCAUUGCGACCAAAGUGAAAUAGAGUUCACUGACACUACCUGUCCGUUUCCUGUCGUCCGCUUGCUCUGUGGCUUAGCAAAAAAGAAUUUUGGACAAACACCCCAGGACGUGCUUGCCUUGUACUACCAGCAGCGGGGGAGUUAUCGUGGCGUUAUUAAGGACGUAGAGGUAACCACUUCGAAUCCCUAGAAGUUAUCGAUUGGCAUGGCUCAUUUCCGAGAUGUUGCUUUUGUUUCUACCCAAGCAAGCACGCUCGAUGGCUUAUUUAAAUGGGACUCGCAUGUAGCGGUCCAAAGUGCUGGCUCCUAACGCGCCAACCAAUCUACCACAACUCUCACUUAUGUGCGUAUGCAUGUAUACGUGGUGUACACAUACCACACAGGUGUAAGU
Molecule: messenger RNA, 2559 nt
Organism: Drosophila suzukii
Lineage: Eukaryota; Metazoa; Arthropoda; Insecta; Diptera; Drosophilidae
Product: ubiquilin-1
Biological process (GO): ubiquitin-dependent protein catabolic process
Cellular component (GO): cytosol
Molecular function (GO): polyubiquitin modification-dependent protein binding
Source: RefSeq, a predicted model, not a curated record